GAUAUCGAUUCUUCACACUCAGUGUUUGUCAAAACGAGGCUAAUGUCAGGGGUUUAAUAAAGGAGCCUCCCGUUUGCUCUCAGACCGCAGAGCAGAACUAGUUCCGUGUAAACGUAAACAAAACUUCCGAGCCAGAGACUGUUUACUUUUUCUAAUUUUGGGGUUAAAUUGAAGAUAUAUAUAUAUAUAUAUUGUUUUUAUAUCUGUCGAUCACCAUGGCGGCGGCGGAUCUGCCUCUUUGCUCCGAGCUGCUGUUGGACCAGGAGCUCGACUCGUCCGCGUGUGAUGAUGGAUCGCAGCUGGAGAAACAGCUGUCAGCCUCGCAGAGAAGAGACUACAGCCUCUGCAGGAGGAAGUCGUUCGCUGCCUUUGUGGCGUCCAGGAGGGACCGCGGUCCUGAGGGAGGAGGCACAUCUUGGUGCUGCUGCGGACAGACCUUCAGGGAACACCCCGCCGUUCACAAGCACGUGGCCAGGACUCACGACGCCGAGAUAAAGCAUCUCACGCGGGCCACGUACAAGUGUUUUUUAAGCCGACCGGAGGAAGAACCGGAAACACGGCAGGGCAAAGCCGAGGCGGUGGACAUCUCUGCUUGGAUACCCGACACCAGUCACAUCUCUGAGGAGCAACUGCAGAAGGGUCCAGGAAAGGUCCUCCUCUACUAUCACUACUGUCCAGUGGAGCAUCCGCACGUCAUCUGCGCUUGGCAGAAAGCUUUGUGUGAAAAGCUCCACUUAACUGGCAAGGUCAGGGUGGCGUCCGAGGGCAUCAACGGGACGGUCGGUGGCACCAACGUGGCCAUUGACGUUUACAUCGACGCGAUGCGUUCCCAUCCUCUCUUCGGGAUGGACAGGGAGGAUUUUAAGACGAGUGAUGGUGGUGCCGAGUGUUUCACAGACCUCAGGGUUGGGGUCUACAAAGAAAUCGUCCCCAUGGGAAUGGAUCCCGAUGUCGUCUCCUACCGAUUAGCAGGAAUUCACCUGGAGCCCGAGGAGUUUCACAAAGAAGUGGAGGCUAUUUUGGCCGAGGGGGAUUCGUGCACCGACACCGUCCUCCUCGACUGCCGCAACUUUUACGAGAGUAAAAUUGGGCAGUUCACUCAGUGUCUGGCGCCGGACAUCCGUAAGUUCAGCUACUUCCCGGACUACGUCGACCAGAACCUGGAACUGUUCCGAGACAAGAAGGUCCUCAUGUACUGCACGGGGGGGAUCCGCUGCGAGCGCGGCUCCGCGUACCUCCGCUCCAAGGACGUGUGUAAAGAGGUUUACCAGCUGAAAGGUGGAAUUCACAAGUACCUGGAGCGUUUCCCCGAGGGUUUCUAUCGUGGAAAGCUCUUCGUCUUCGAUGAGCGUUACACCAUCUCCUCCAACAGCGACAUCAUCUCAGACUGCAGAUACUGUGGGCGUCCCUGGGACCAGUACGAGCUCUGUUCCACCCAGUUCUGCUGCCAGCUGGUUCUGUCGUGUCACGGCUGCAGACUGGACGGACACACCGCCUGCUGCCCCGCCUGCCAAACCAAAGGACGGGGUCGGAGCGAGGCGUCCUCCUCCUCCUCCUCCUCCUCCGCCACCGCCACCGCUCCGCAUCACAAGGAGGAGUGCGAGUGCACCGACGGACGUCCCAGAAUUCCCCAGGAUGUGUGUGCGACGCAGACGUGGUGAUUGGACACGAGCGCAUCCGGCAACACAUAAAAAAUCCUGGGAUAUUAAUCAGAAUGCGAAACUAGAUUUAGUGGAAGGCUGACAAGUAUAUUUUAAGUCUUUUUAUAAGACAGACUUAUUGUAUCUGAGUGGUUUGAGUCGUCCAUGAAAGUGAUAUUUGGUGAUAAACCUGUUUUUUCGUCUUAUUUUGAGGAAAUGUGAGAAUACAUCUGCAGUUUUCUUACACUGAUUUUUAACUGGAUUGCCUUUAUCAUUAAUCACAGGAUCUGAACGUAUCUUGUGUUUGUGCGUUUGUGUGCUUCUUUGUGUAAAAAUGGGAUUUUAUCUUUCAAAAUCAGUGCAUUGGCAAUUAUUUCAGUUAAUUACAUUACAUUUUUAUUUCUCUGACAUAGUAAUGGUUUCAGAGACAAUUUUAAAUGUAGUAAAUUUGAUGUUAUGUUGCUUAAAAGUGAAGAUGUGGUACAAAUACACCAAAAACCAUGUUGAAUUUAAA
Messenger RNA from Scophthalmus maximus (turbot), 2154 nucleotides. Its product is annotated as thiosulfate sulfurtransferase/rhodanese-like domain-containing protein 2. Lineage: Eukaryota; Metazoa; Chordata; Actinopteri; Pleuronectiformes; Scophthalmidae. The record is from RefSeq and is a predicted model, not a curated record. The coding region runs from base 216 to 1661 and encodes 481 amino acids. The transcript is spliced from 10 exons.